This is a messenger RNA of Oldenlandia corymbosa var. corymbosa, 402 nucleotides long. The record is from the annotation of a GenBank genome assembly. Lineage: Eukaryota; Viridiplantae; Streptophyta; Magnoliopsida; Gentianales; Rubiaceae.
AUGGUCUCAGACCACAGUCCUGUCCAGUGGGCCACCACCAAGCGGAAGAAUCAAAAUUGGGUGACCAAGUUGCAAGAUGAUGGCGGAAUAUGGCAUUCUCAAUCCUCUGACCUCUCACAAAUGAUGAUAUCUCACUUUAAACAAAUCCUUACUCUUCCAGAUAACUACCCACCGCAGAUUGACGAUUUGCGUGACGCUGACAGCAUUUGUGAAAAAGUGUCCUUACAGCUUACUUCUGCUCCAGAAAGAGAUCUGAAUGCACAUUAUACAGCAGAGGAAAUCGAAAAAGCUCUUUUCGAGAUGGCGCCGUGGAAGGCGCCUGGUCUUGAUGGAGUUCCAGCAGGAUUUUUGGGGAAUUGUUCGGAGAUUUGAUCCAAUGCAUUUUAGGUUGCUUACAAGGAG